UAUGUCGGCAACAUCGUAACGUUUUACGAGCGAUUUUUUUUGGGAAAACUGGAAAAUCAAAGCUCACUUUACUACGCUGAGGAUUUAAUAUCGAAAACAUACAAGAGGUCUAUCUUAGGUGUCCGGAUUUAGUGUUGCAUCGAGGCAAGUUCUUGGGAAUUGCUUGGUAAUCGUGCGUGAAUUUACGACAGGAGUGCAAGUUCCAUAAUCACAUGUGCUUGUUUUGAAUGUGCCUGCAGUAUUAUGGUGAAGGAGAAAAGUAAAGGACGUCGUGGUGGUUUUGCACCGACAGUGCAGCAAAUCAAUGCUGAUAUCUUAACACAAAUUGCAAAUACGUAUUGGGCUCCCCAUCAUAACCACCUCCCCUAUAAAUCCAAGGUCAUUGACAAGAUUUACGAGAAGGAUUUAUUGGGAAGCAGUUUUUCAAGUCAAAGGGUGAUGCUUCUGGAGUUUAGUCAAUACUUGGAAAAUUAUUUAUGGCCAAACUUUGAUGCAGAGAAGGCUUCGUCGGCUCAUGUGAUGUCUAUUGUUGUGAUUAUAAAUGAAAAGUUUCGAGAAAGUGUUCCACCAUGGGAGAUCUUCAAGUCAAAACCAGAACAAUUUCCUGGGUUUUUCAACCGUGUUCUGGAAACCAGUCUUCUUGAAGAAGAGACUGUUGGUAUCAAAGAAAAAAUUGUAAUACUACGCUUUCUCAUUCACUGCUUCAGUAGCUUGGAAAUGGAUGUAAUUCGUGAACAGAUCCAACAGCUUGUGUCGCUGCCGAUGUGGGCCUGCUUAUUACCUGGCCGUCUUCAGCAAGAGCUUAGAUCCAUCCCAAAGUACAGAAAAUUCUGGGCACAUUUAAAGAAGAAAGAUGCGAAAUGUGAUGAAAUUACUUUGAAAAAAUUGGAAAAUAAAAGACUUUAUCUUUCCAACCUGAUCAAGUCCUUCUUCAAGGUUUUGGAUUCAAUAAAAGAUCCUGAUUCAGUUGAUAAAGACAAGGUCAAUUUCUGUGAACGUUUUCUUGAGUUAUUAGUUGAUUUGGAGGCUUUGCUUCCAACCCGACGAUUCUUUAACACAGUCCUUGAUGAUGCGCAUAUUGUGGAGCACUGCAGUCUCUCGUACCUGGCCAAAGAACCAACCAUUGGAAAGUUAUUUACACAGUUGUUAGACAUGUUGAGGUUUUAUGCUGGCUUCGAGAUAAAUGAUGUCACAGGUUUGGCUCUUACUGAUCACGAGAUGGUUGACAUUCAUUACAACAAAAUAAUCUCUCUUCAGAGAGCGGCGUUUAAGAACUUCCCAGAACUGCAGAAUUUUGCUCUGAGCAAUGUCGCCAGCGUUGACACAAGAGAAGCAUUACUCAAGCAGUUUGAACCGUUGAAGGACGCUAAAUUGCACGAAAUAUGUGCAUACUUGAAUCUUCUUCCAACACCAGAGGAAGGCCAGAGUGGUUAUGAUAAAGAACUCUUGCUGGAGAUUUUGAUAUCUCGCCAUGAACGACGACUGUCUCAGAUAGAAGCUCUCAACGACAUGCCUCUCUACCCGACAGAACAGAUAUUAUGGGACGAGAAUAUUGUACCAUCACAGUAUUAUUCUGGUCAGGAAUGUCUGGCUUUACCAAAACUCAAUCUCCAGUUCCUAACUCUUCACGAUUACCUGCUCAGGAACCUCAAUUUAUUCCGACUUGAAUCGACGUACGAAAUUAGACAAGAUGUGGAAGAUGUUGCAAAGCACAUGAGACCUUGGUCUAACGAGCUUGGCCGCACAGAGUUUCGUGGUUGGGCGCGAAUGGGUUUGCCAAUAUCAAGUUUCACAGUUGUGGAGGUUGCGAAGCCAAAUCUUGGAGAGAAUCGGCCGUCUCGCGUACGAGCUGAUGUCACGAUUGAUCUGAAUGUUCGAAAAGAGAUCAAAGCGGAAUGGGAGGCGAUCAGAAAACACGAUGUUGUCUUCGUUGUCUGCUGUCGGCCUGCUAAAGUUACAGCAUCACUUGAUCCUAAUCAACCUUUCAAGGAAAAGUAUGGCAUUGAUUACGUACGCGGUGCAGAAGUUGAAGGAAUGCUUGAUGAACAAGGAAAAGUUAUUGAAGAAGGGCCUGAUCCCAAGCCUGAGUUCAAAGGAGAAAGUCGGACAUUCAGGCUGUGGUUAGACACAAAUCAAUACCAGCAAGACAUGGCUGCUACUGUUCAGGGAACUGAGGAUGUCUACGAAACAUUCAAUAUUCUCAUGAGACGAAAACCCAAAGAAAAUAACUUCAAGGCUGUGUUGGAAACGAUACGAGAUCUGAUGAAUACGGAAUGUAUUGUGCCAGAUUGGCUUCAUGAUAUUUUCCUUGGCUAUGACGAUCCCGGUGCUGCACAUUAUAGCAGAAUGCCAAAUCAAAUCCGAGAAUUAAACUUCAACGAUACGUUCCUAAACUUCGAGCAUUUAAAAGCCAGUUUCCCGCAGUAUUCAGUGAAGGCUUCAAUAGAAGAGCCAAGCCAGCUUGUUCCUCCAUUCAGGAUCACUUUUCCUGAAGAGUCUCAAGACGAAGAGAAGCGAGUUAAUUUACCAGAAAUUCUUGUGGAGCCUUUCGUGACGCUGAACAGAGGACCAUAUCCGUACAAUCAACCGAAACGAAAUGCAAUUCCUUUCACACCGACUCAAGUCGAAGCGAUUCGAGCGGGAAUGCAGCCUGGACUAACUAUGGUCGUGGGACCUCCUGGCACUGGAAAAACAGAUGUCGCCGUGCAAAUUAUUUCGAAUAUUUAUCAUAAUUUUCCUGAACAAAGAACUCUCAUUGUGACCCACUCUAACCAGGCGUUAAACCAACUUUUUGAAAAAAUCAUGGCGCUCGAUAUUGACGAGCGACAUUUACUUCGUCUUGGGCAUGGGGAAGAGGCGUUGGAAACGGAAAAAGAUUUCAGCAGGUAUGGUCGCGUCAACUUUGUAUUGGCAAAAAGACUGGAAUUACUCUCUGAAGUUCAACGACUACAGGAAAGUUUGGAUGUUCACGGAGAUGUAUCAUACACAUGUGAGACCGCAGGAUAUUUCUUUCUCUAUCAGGUUGUUGCUCGUUGGGAGGAAUACAACAGCAAGUUGCGGAAGAGGAAAAACGAAGUCGCUGCUAUUUCAGAGCUGUUUCCUUUUACAUCAUUCUUUUCCAAUGCUCCACAGCCUGUCUUCAAAAAGAAGAGCUGGACAGAGGAUAUGGAAUCUUCCCAGGGAUGUUAUCGUUAUAUAAAGAGAAUAUUUGAACAGUUGGAGGAGUUCCGGGCUUUUGAACUUUUGCGUAGUGGUGGCGAUAGGUCAAACUAUUUAUUGGUAAAAGAGGCUAAAAUAAUCGCCAUGACUUGCACUCACGCCGCGCUGAAACGACGAGAUCUUGUUCAACUCGGUUUUAAGUACGACAAUGUCUUGAUGGAAGAAUCAGCUCAAAUCUUGGAGAUUGAAACCUUCAUCCCGCUGUUGUUACAGACGCCUGAGGAUGGUUUUAAUCGACUGAAGAGAGUUAUUUUAAUCGGUGAUCAUCACCAGUUGCCCCCAGUUAUUAAGAACAUGGCUUUCCAGAAGUUUUCCAACAUGGAGCAGUCUUUGUUCACGAGAUUUGUCCGACUUGGUGUUCCGACUGUUGACCUUGACGCUCAGGGUCGAGCCAGACCAAGCCUGUGUAACUUGUAUAACUGGCGUUACAAGAAAUUGGGGAAUUUACAGCAUGUGCUCGCCUGGCCGGAAUAUUGCACAGCUAACCCAGGGUUUUUCUUCGACUUCCAACUCAUCAAUGUUGAGGAUUUCAACGGCGUAGGCGAGUCUGAACCCAACCCGUAUUUCUAUCAGAAUCUCGGGGAGGCGGAAUAUGCAGCCGCGAUAUUUAUGUACAUGAGAUUGCUUGGUUAUCCCGCAGAAAGGAUCGCCAUCUUAACGACGUACAACGGUCAGAAACAUCUCAUACGUGACGUAAUAAGAAAGAGAUGUGGAGAUAAUCCUGUGAUAGGGUGGCCAUCCAAGAUCACGACAGUAGAUCGCUACCAAGGGCAACAAAAUGAUUACAUCAUUCUUUCAUUAGUUCGUACGAAGACUAUCGGUCAUAUCCGAGAUGUGCGUCGGCUCGUCGUCGCGAUGUCUCGAGCCCGACUCGGACUAUAUAUUCUGGCGCGAGCCAGUCUAUUCAGGAAUUGCUUCGAGCUAACACCGGCAUUUGACCAGCUCACUUCAAGACCUCUUCAUCUACUCCUGGCGUUGAACGAACGAUAUCCUCCCACGAGACCGUACAACCAAGAUCCCGCGUUCAAGCCAUUCGCUGUUCAAGACAUGCCCCAUAUGCAUCGUAUUGUUUAUGAUAUGUACCAGAACAUUGUCGCUGAAAUGAACGCCAAACAACAGUACCAACAACAGUCAAGUUCAAUUCCACAGCCACCCCAGGACGAUGGUGAACCAAACAAUGACAUGGAUCAAUCUACCGAAGCUGACACCACACAACCGGAUCCUUCAAAACAGCCUGAGGACACCGAAAUGACGACGGAUGAAGCUCCUGGUUCACCCAUUGUGAAUGAAGUUGAACAAGUGACUUGAGGUGAGAAAUUUCAGGAUCCUCAGGAACUGACUGGUUGUUAAAAGGUUUUGACUCUUGCUGAAAUAGUCAGAAUCCAAUGAGCAAGUGUCAUGCCUACUUCAGACACAUGAAGACUACACACUUCAACUGCGGUAUUUUAGGACAUUAUCAAGAAACUGAGUUCAUGAGCUUGAUAUCAGCAUACUGAGCAUAGUCCAUCAAGGGAAUUUUCCAGAAAUUUGUCCAGUGCUUGGUGUGGACUUUUGUUUAUGCAAAGGUGCAAACGAGACAAUAGUUCUUGUACAAAGAGGUAAUUAUUGA
Dendronephthya gigantea is the source of this 4828-nucleotide messenger RNA. Its product is annotated as RNA helicase aquarius-like. The transcript has 51 exons. The coding region runs from base 244 to 4527 and encodes 1427 amino acids. The record is from RefSeq and is a predicted model, not a curated record. Gene Ontology annotation, biological process: mRNA splicing, via spliceosome. Lineage: Eukaryota; Metazoa; Cnidaria; Anthozoa; Malacalcyonacea; Nephtheidae. Gene Ontology annotation, molecular function: mRNA binding; helicase activity. Gene Ontology annotation, cellular component: catalytic step 2 spliceosome.